This is a messenger RNA of Meloidogyne enterolobii, 1896 nucleotides long. Lineage: Eukaryota; Metazoa; Nematoda; Chromadorea; Rhabditida; Meloidogynidae. The record is from the annotation of a GenBank genome assembly.
AUGUCUGAUUUUAAAGAUAAAAAGGGUUAUAUUUUUACAUUAAAUGUCAAUUAUCGUUCCAAUGAAUUAAUUCAAAGAUGGUCAAAUAAUCAGUUCUAUGACAAAAUGUUAAUACCUUCUGUCAAAACCGAGAAAAUUCAUAUAAAUCAAAUAACAAAAGAUGAUAGUUACCAACUUAUUGAUGACCCUCUUGUUCUUCUAGAUACAGCAAACAUCGAAAAGGAAGAAUUAUUAGAAUUACAACUAAAAUAUCCAUUCUUGUCACCCAUUAGCUUCUUUGAUUCAAAGCCUCAAAUUUCCUCUUCUUAUUAUAAUUUAGGUGAAGCUAUUUGUGCAGCACAUCAGAUAUUAUCACUUAAAAAAGCAGGAUUACAUUCAAGUGAAAUUGGUUGUAUAACUCCAUAUGCUUUGCAAACUGAAAAAAUUAAAAAAUUACUCGCAGCAAAUUCUGAUGAUUCGCUUGAUGUUAGCUCUGUAGAUGCAUUCCAAGGACAGCAACGUGAAGCAAUUGUUAUGUCUUUUGUGAGAAAUAAUAACGUGGAACACAUUGGAUUUUUGAAGAAUUUACGGCGAAUGAAUGUUGCCAUUACUCGAGCAAAACGACAAUUUUUUCUAAUUGCGUCUUCAAAAGUAUUGAAAAAACAUGAAGGUUUUAACGAUCUCUACAAUCUUAUUGUAAAAGAGGGACGUGUGAUUCGGCCAAGAGAUUCAUUGCUCGAUAAUUCCAUUAAUUUAAAAAUUCCAAAAUCAAUUAUGGAAGACAUUAAAGGAAAAACUGUUGAAUCUAAGUCAAACACAAUUAGCAGGUUGAAUGAAAAGAAUAUCAAUCUUAAAUAUUCAUCAAAUACAUCCUCUUUAUUUGACAAAGCUGUUUCUGACUUGAAAAAUUUGUCCAAAGAACCUAAUGAUGAAAUAAAAUUAGAAUUAUAUGGACUUUUUAAACAAGCUUCUGCUGGUGAUGUUAAAGGAGAAAGGCCAGGAAUGCUUGAUUUUGUUGGUAGAGCAAAAUAUGAUUCUUGGAAUAAAAAUAAAGGAUUAUCAAUGGAGGAAGCGAAACUUAAAUAUAUAGAAAUUAUUAAUAAAUUAAUUGAACAAACUGGUAGUGUUGACCAAGCAUCAAAUGUUGAAGAUAUUUUAAUUAAAAAACAAGGAAAAAUAUUUCGAAUUGAAUUUAAUCGACCAAAUAAAUAUAAUGCAAUUACUUGGGAAAUGUAUGAAGCAUUAAUUGAUGCUUUUUCUAAUUCUAAUAAAUGUAAUGAAACAAGUAUAACUGUAUUAACAGGAAUUGGGAACUAUUAUUGUGCUGGAAAUGAUUUAUCUAAUUUUACAAGAAAUGUCAAAACACCAAAUGAUUUUAUAAAAAUGGCUGAUAAAGGAGAGGAUGUUUUGGAACGUUUUGUACGUGCACAUAUUGAACAUGAAAAACCGCUUAUUUCUUUAGUUAAUGGGCCAGCAAUUGGUAUUUCAGUAACUUUAAUGGCUCUCUUUGAUUUAGUUAUUGCUUCUGAUAAAGCUUCUUUUCAUUCGCCAUUUUCCUCUUUGGGUCAAUCUCCUGAAGGAUGUUCUUCUUACACGUUUCCUAUGCUUAUGGGAGCUACGAAGGCUUGUGAAAUGCUUUUAUUUGACAAAAAAUUAACGGCUGCUGAAGCUUAUGAACGAAAUUUAGUCACACGUAUUAUACCUCAUAAUAGUUUCUAUGAAGAAACUGAACGUUUGGUUUCUCGUCUUUCUGAAUUGCCGCCAGAAUCAUUAAAAGUAAAUAAACAACUACUUCGAAAUGUACAUAAAGAUGCUUUGCUACGUGUUUGUAAACAUGAAUGUGCAGUUCUUAAACAAAGAUGGUUAAGUGUAGAGUGCCAACAAGCUUUGCAAAAAUUUGCCAGUCGAAAAACUUGA